AUGGAACCCGCCAAUGGCAUCGACGUCUGGGGCCCUUGGUUCCAGGGUGUUGUCGCUCUCGAGAGCCUGAACCUAACAUCCACGGCCGUGGACCGCGCGAAGCGGAGCAAGGUGGCCAUCGUCGGAGCCGGCAUGUCGGGUCUUAUGACUUAUCUCAUCCUGCACCAGGCUGGGCUCACCAAUGUGACCAUCAUCGAGGGCAGCGACCGCGUCGGGGGACGCGUGCAUACACAGUAUCUAAGCGGUGGCCCGUUUGAUUAUUCUUACCAAGAGCUGGGCGCGAUGCGAAUUCCCAUGACUGUCACCUUGUCCAAUGUCACGUACAACAUUUCAGAGCACCGGCUUGUGUUGGACUUAAUCGAAGAGAUGAACAGGCUCAACAAUGACAAGACAAACGAGAUCAACUUGAUACCGUUCAUCAACACACGUCCUCAUGAGCCUGUUCACGGACACGGCGUCAAGCUAGAGAACGGGUUUGCUUCGACCGACACCCAAACAUCUGCUUCUUCACGCCCGAAUUCGCCGGCCGACGUGCCGCAUUCCGCUUCCGACCUGAAGGACCUCUUGGAGUCAACGUUGCCUGGAGAUGACUUCCUCGCACGCAUGACGGCCAACAUCUUCCAGGCGCACAGUGACUGGAUUGAUCACGGGCUUGCUAAUCUCCCAGGAGACCGAUGGUCGGAGUUCGCAUUUGCGGUCAACCACCUUGGAGCGUCUAUACGUGAUCAGAACGACGUGUUCGAGGGCCUUGGUUCGAACAGUUUUUGGCUCUCCACUUACGACAAAAUCGUCCUGGGCCCUAACACUCAGUACAAAACUAUUGAUGGAGGCAUGAGUCGCCUACCACAAUCGUUCCUCCCACUUGUCGAACCGAUAACCAAGUUCAACCGCAAAGUCGAGCGCAUCGCAUGGAACCAGAGUACCGAGAAGCUCACGUUGAAGUGGAGGCGCCGCUACAACGAAAGCUUUGGUGAAGACGAGGUCGACUAUGCCAUCAUCGCUGCACCAUUCUCCGUCGUGCGUCGAUGGCGACUCCCAGGCAUGUUUCCCCAUACUUUUUAG
Purpureocillium takamizusanense is the source of this 1062-nucleotide messenger RNA. RefSeq lists its product as uncharacterized. The transcript is spliced from 4 exons. NCBI's taxonomy places the organism in Eukaryota, Fungi, Ascomycota, Sordariomycetes, Hypocreales, Ophiocordycipitaceae. Gene Ontology annotation, biological process: amino acid catabolic process. Gene Ontology annotation, molecular function: polyamine oxidase activity; L-amino-acid oxidase activity. The coding region runs from base 1 to 1062 and encodes 353 amino acids. The record is from RefSeq and is a predicted model, not a curated record.